CAGCAAACAACGGUUUUUUCGCAUUCAACAUUUCGUCGUGAAUUUGAGCGUGUGUUCUGCGUUUUUGUGAUCAAUUUUGUGUUAAAAAAUUGCGAUUCUGAGGUAAGAAGUGAUGUUAAAGGUAGAGGAGGAUGAGGAGUCUCUCCCCAAGACUCCAAAUCGAUCUGUGGGUGAAAGAAAUCUCUGCAUUCACACUCCAAGGGUCGAGCAUCCAAUUUUCGAUAACUCCGCUGAGCUUUUUGAUCCCGUUAAACAGGUAAAAGAGAAGGACAGAGAACUUCUGGAAAUGGCAGAUUACAAGCGUGCAGAGCUUUUUGUAGAUGAGCAGGAAAAGAAGAGAAUACAAGAAAUGGAAACUGAGUAUGCGGUGCUAAAAGAACAGGUUGCUGAGAUUUCGGUCAUGAGGGCUGAAAUUGAGAUGAUGAAGAGAGAAAUGAGGGAGAAGGAUGAAAAAGUUGCCAAAAUUGAGAGAGAAAAGUACGAUAUUGAGAGUAAUUCUGCAGGAUUGGAAAUGCAGUUUGAACAAUUGAAGCACAAAAUGACGAAUCGGGAGAAGGAAUUGCUGGCAGUGAUUGAGAACAGUGGUGAAAAUGGCCUGAACGGUAUCAAGGAGUCUCUGGCGAAGAUGAAGAAGGAAAAUGAUCAGCUAAAAAUGGAGAUUGAGAGAGAGAAAUUCGCCAGAAGUGAUGAGAGUAGCAAAAGUGAGAAGAUGAUAGCAAGUCUGAGAGAUGAAAUAAAUCACAGUGCAAAGGCGAGGCAUGAGACUGAAGCCAAUCUUUGGAAGAAAAUCAGAACCCUAGAGGCCAAUGAAAAUUUCGAAAAAAUCACAAAAAUGGAAGAAGAUACUAAAGAUCUUCGUGAUCAAAUUUUGAUACUGCAAAAAACAAUUUCUGUUCUGGAGCAGGAAAAAUUGGAACUGUCCAUGAAGGGUACCGAGGCGCCCAGUGUAUGCCUUGCUUCCGGGGAGACCUUGAAGGACAUUUCUACUGAUAUGGAUAUCAGUCUUCAGUCAAUGGAUGAAACUCUCCGAGCAGAGAACACUCUUCAAUUGUCAAUUGAUAAUCAGUCGCUCCUGGAUAUGGAUCAGACCCUUCUCUGUGCUCUCGUGUGCAAUGGAAAGUCAGACAGUUACACCCAGAAAAAUCCCACCGUCGCUUUGGAAUUACCCAAGACUGAAAAGAAGCAUCUACUCGACAAGAUUGAACGGCUAUCCGGUCAACUGAACGAAAGUAUGCAGGAAAUUGAAAAACUUUCAAACCAACUCAGUGAAAGUAUUCAGGAAAAUGAGAAACUCUCCAGUCAACUGCUCGAGAGUGCUCAGGAAAAUGAUGCUUUGAAGCAGAAUUACGAAAAGAUUCUCACAGAAGAGAGUUUCAAGACUUCCCGGAUUCAGGCUAAUUUCGACAGGCUAGAAAAUGCCUAUGGAAGACUCGAAGAUGAACUCAAAGAGUCAGAAGCGUCUGUGCAAAUUUUGCAGAAGGAGAAAGACUAUCUCCUGGAAGAGAGAGAUUCCACCAAAGACCAAUGGAGUCAGCAGAAGCUGGAACUUGAGAUGAAAGUUACUUACCAUUCGGACAAGGCUGCACGAUGUGAAGAAAAGAUCAUGGAAUUAAAUAAACAAAUUGGGGAGUUGGUACUAAAGUCCGAAGACAUGAAAAACAAGCUGGAGAUGUCGGAGAUUCAGCUCAACGGAAAUAUAGAUCUCAACACCGAUUACGAUGAUCUGAUGCAGAAAUACAAGGUGGUUUCGAUGGAGAAUAAUAAAAGUAAAACGCGAAUUCAAGAUCUGCAAGAAAGAAAUGAAAAACUGAAGCUGAAGUCCGAUGCAUUGCUUUUUGAAGUUGAAUCCCUAAGAGAGAAAGUGGCAUCGGACUACUGUAUCUUGGAAGAGAAGGAUAAUCAUAUUGAUCAGCUGCAGAAGAAUCUCCGUGAACAGGUGAAUCUUGUGGCGUCACUGGAAGAUCAAGUGAAGAAUGUCAAGCCAAAGUUGAUUAUGGACGAAGCUGCAAUUGAAGAUCUUGAGAAAGCCCAUAAAAAUGAAUUGGCCAAAAUUACAGAGUCUCACAAUAAGGUUUUGGAACAAUUGGCUGUUGAGAAGAAAGACCUUGAGAAUGAUUAUUCCAAAGCUAAAGCAAUGUUCAACCUUAUGCAGCAGGAAAAUAAUAACAAAAUGUUGUUUCACGCAGAAAAAAUGGGUAGACUACAUGAUCAGCUAUUCAAGAACAAUGUGAAACUCGAUGACCUUAUGAGGGAAAACGCGAACCUCAAGCAGACUCUUGAUGAUUCCCGUGAAAAUAUCAGGACAAUCUGGGAGUUGCGUCAACAGCUCGCUGAAUAUCGUGAUACGGAAACAGAAUUGAGUCAGGAGAGAAAUAUCUUGAAGUCUCGCGUGGAAGAAGUGUCGAAGCAGUGCAUUCAGCUGGAGAAUGAAAAGUUGACACUGCAGAAGGAGCUCGAGAGUGCCAAAGGAGAAUUUGAUGCUAUUUUGAGAGAGAAACUAGAUCAUUCCAAUGUGGAAAUUGGCCAAUUACGCGAAAGGCUACAGUGUAGUGAGGGUGAGGUGGAUAAACUUACGAAACGCCUGAAUAAGUUGGAACUGGAGGAACGUGAGAUGAUUAAGACCAUUGAGAGUAUUCAGAAUUCUCAUGAAAAUCAAGUUAAGGAGAUCAAAUGUAAUGCUGAGGUCAAGCAAAAACAGUUGCAAGAUGAAAAAGAUCAACUCAGUCGAAUCAAUAAUCAACUUGAAACGAUUAUUAAGGAUCUCAAGUCUGUCCUUGUGGAGCUCAAGGAAGACUUCACCAAAACUGAAAAGGAUCUCCAGAAUGAACGAGAGUCCAAGGAGAAUUUGGAGAAAGAAAUUGAAAAGCUGAGAUUUGCUAAUCUCAUAUUCUUACAGAUUCGUCAGCUACAUAGAGAAGAGAUUAUGACCAUAAAGACUGAAGCUGCAGAGAAUUCCAAGAGUAAGGAAGAAAUAAACAUGCUCAAAGGGGUUUUGGCCACAAAGAACAUCGACUUUGAACAACUCUCCUCCAACUACGACAACAUACUGCAGAAAUUCAAUGAGCUGGAACGGCAGAAUGAGUUAAAUCUCAGUGAAAUUGAGUCAUUGCGACAAAAUAUUUCGCAUUUGUCUCAUGUUGCUGGAGAGAAAGACAAAGAAAUGGAUGAGUUGCGUUUGAAGUUGAAGGAAGAGACUGAUCAAAUAAACGGACUCACAGAUAAAUUGGCCAAAUUCAGUGAUCUCAAGGAAGAGCUGCAGGUGGCAAAGGAUGAAAAUAACAAUCUCAAAGAUGAGAUUGUUUCAGUGAAAAGUCUGGCCGAAAAUCGAAGAGACGAAAUUGCAGAAUUGCAGCAGAAACUCUGUGAGAAAGUCAUCAAAAUUAGUCACAUGGAAGAGAAAUUCAGCAAGGAAAAGGCACAAGUAUCAUUAAAUGAUGCACAAGUGGCAGAACUCAAGAAGGAAAAUGACGAAAUUGUCAAAGAAUACAAAAUUAUGAAGAAAAAUUAUGACAAAAAGAUCAAAAGUCUCAAGGAUGCCAAUGAUUUUAUUGCUACACAACGCGAUGAUCUCAAGAGUAAACUCCAUGAUCGUGAAAAUGCCAUUGGUUCCAAAGAGAAGGAAAUUGAAUUACUCAAAGGAUGUGUCAAGAAGAAGGAGAAAUCAAUUGAAAAGCUCAAUGGUCUUCUCAAAGAGAAGAUGACUGAGAUCAACGAACUAAAAGUCAACAGGAAGUUUGAUCGUGUUACAGGAAGAAGUUCAAGUCCCACAACUAUGGAAGUUAUUCGUAAGGAGAAGCGUAAGAGUGAUCGACAGUCUCUCUAUGAUAUCAACAGAAGCAUUCAAUUCGAAGUGGAACGAGACGUUGGCACCAUGACGGAUCCUACAAGCGAUUCCUGCCAGUGUCAGUUUUUGGCUGAGAAAAUUACCAAUCUCAAGAGAGAGAUAAUUGUGAUGGAGUACAAAUUGUCGGAUACUGCGAGGAAUAUGGAGAAGGAUGCUCUGAAGAAUGAUAUGCAAAUGCUCCAACUUGAGAUGGUUAAGAAGGAUCAAGCUAUCAGAACAAUGUCGGAGGAUCUGGUGAAACGACAGCAGGAACUGAGUGAAAAGGAGGCUGAGAUGAAGCGUAUACAUCAUAUGCGCAUCAAUUCAUCCACAAUUCUCCAUACGGCCAGUCAAACUGAACAACUUGGUUCACGAUGUGGCACUCUGGAUAGUGGAGUGAUCCUUCGGGCUGAACUCGAAGAGACCCGUCGGCAGUUGAAGAGUCUUCAGGAUAGAUAUGAGAAGCUGCAAGAUGAAUGGCAGACAAAGAGUGAAGUUGCUGAGAGUGCCAUGGAAGAGCAAAAGACUAAGUACAACAAUCUCAAGCGUGCCUUUUUCAAGUUGAAGCAAAAGUAUGAGGACCACUGAGAAGCGAGAGAAAGCAAGUCCAUUUUUCCACUUUGUACAAAUUUAUUUUCCUUUAUGCAAAUAUUUUUUCUCGAACAAAUGAAGUGAUUUUUCUAAAAA
Phlebotomus papatasi is the source of this 4510-nucleotide messenger RNA. RefSeq names its product putative leucine-rich repeat-containing protein DDB_G0290503. The transcript has 9 exons. Lineage: Eukaryota; Metazoa; Arthropoda; Insecta; Diptera; Psychodidae. The record is from RefSeq and is a predicted model, not a curated record. Bases 113 to 4411 code for a protein of 1432 amino acids.